This is a messenger RNA of Chenopodium quinoa (quinoa), 1472 nucleotides long. Its product is annotated as psbP-like protein 1, chloroplastic. The coding region runs from base 551 to 1279 and encodes 242 amino acids. The record is from RefSeq and is a predicted model, not a curated record. Gene Ontology annotation, biological process: photosynthesis. Gene Ontology annotation, cellular component: extrinsic component of membrane; photosystem II oxygen evolving complex; photosystem II. The transcript is spliced from 8 exons. Lineage: Eukaryota; Viridiplantae; Streptophyta; Magnoliopsida; Caryophyllales; Amaranthaceae. Gene Ontology annotation, molecular function: calcium ion binding.
CCCUCACUCCAAUUGUAUUGAAAAUUAUAUACCCCUUCAACCUGUUUGAUGACGGGGGAUAACUAAAAUUCAACCAAGUUAAAUUAAAACAUAGUUCUAAUUGACAAACCUUAGCUCAGGUUAUAAACUGAACCCUUAACUAUAAACAAUUUUAAAUAAAAUUUGCGAGAGUUGAUUAUUUCUGGCUCCUAACCAUAUGCUCGUAAUUGAUAAAGGAUUUCCAAGUAUCCUCUUCCUUCCUAGCUCCCAACCAACUCAAGAGGUCUAACCCGCAAAAUUGAAUAUAAGUAAAAAAGAAAAAAAAUUUACCCGUGAGAGGCCCCGGCCUAGCAAAGCUAAUUAGUUAGUGUGAAGAGGAGAAUUGUUUAUUCUGAAAAUAGUAAGCACAAUGAAAAUAACUAAAAGGAAUAAAUGAAGAUAAGGUGAGUCUGUCAUCAACCACACAGACAUAGACACAGACCCCAUCACACUCCUCUAAACCAACUGCUAUUUUCCCUUCCUUGUUCAAUCUUCAUCAUCAUCAUCAUCCUCUAUUCCUCUAACUUUAACAAUGGCGUCUUUGCAACAAUCUAUUUUACCCUCUAUUUCUCAAGCAUUUCUUCCUUCUAACUCUUCUCAGGUAAAUUUUGUGUCAUCUGGGAAAAGGGUUUCUGUUUUAGUGAAGGCUGAACGAGUUUCAUCUGCUGCAACUGCUUCAUGUUCAUCAAUAUCUUUCCUAGAUGGUGUAGCAAGGAGGAAAUUGCUAGCCCUUGGUGCUAGUAUACCUGGAAUUUUGCUGUUCGCGGACACCCCUAUCUCCUUUGCUGCAGAAUCUAAAAAGGGUUUCCUCCCAGUCACCGAUAAGAAGGAUGGCUAUACAUUUCUGUAUCCAUUUGGAUGGCAGGAAGUUUCAAUUGAGGGUGAAGACAAGGUCUUCAAAGAUGUUAUUGAACCAUUAGAGAGUGUGAGUGUGAAUCUGGUUCCAACUAGCAAAGAGGAUGUAAAAGAGUUUGGACCUCCAGAUAAGGUAGCUGAAACUUUAAUUAAGAAGGUCCUAGCCCCUACUAACCAGAAAACUAAGCUAGUUCAAGCGAAAGAGCAAGAUGUUGAAGGCAAAACGUAUUACACAUUUGAGUUCACUGCCCAAGCGCCAAAUUAUACCCGCCAUGCUCUAAGUGUAAUCUGCAUUAACAAGGGUAAGUUCUACACCUUGACAACAGGAGCAAAUGAAAGGAGAUGGGACAAAAUGAAAGACAGAUUAUACACCGUUGUUGAUUCUUUCAGAGUCUUCAAUGCUUGAUUUUAUGGUAAACUAGACAUCUCAUAUUGACACCCUACACUCUUUCUGCGUGAGUUGCACAAAUUUUAACUUUAUUCGAAGUUAAUAGCUCCAAAAACUUGAAUGUUGGAGAAUACUCAUUUUAUGUAUAUUAGACCCAAUUUUUUCAAAAUUAAUGUGUAAAAGUCUUCUGAUUAAUGAAAUUUUAUCCCAC